Molecule: messenger RNA, 1852 nt
Organism: Sycon ciliatum
Lineage: Eukaryota; Metazoa; Porifera; Calcarea; Leucosolenida; Sycettidae
Product: interleukin enhancer-binding factor 2 homolog
Exons: 16
Coding region: 118-1281 (387 amino acids)
Biological process (GO): positive regulation of DNA-templated transcription
Cellular component (GO): catalytic step 2 spliceosome
Molecular function (GO): DNA binding; double-stranded RNA binding
Source: RefSeq, a predicted model, not a curated record
GAAACUCACAAACCAUAAUUUCAAUUUACGUAAAUUACAGUGUAUUAUGAGAAAGCAUCAAACACUUUUAGUAGUCCUUCUUUGCUAGUACUGUCGCGCAAGACUAUAUAUUUCACCAUGAUCCGUGGUCGAGGUGGCCGAGGAGGACGUGGCCGCCGUUCUGGUCCUUACAAUAACUGGCCAUCAAGACCUCCUCAUCAAUCGUUUGAUUUGUGGAAGGCCAGCGAGAUCUUCCCGAAUGUUCGUGCCGCAAACAAGGACAAUGCAAGCAAUUUGGCAAAGGCCAUUGUGGAGCGCCAUGGGCAGCUACUACCCCCUGCAGCAGAGACGACGGCAAACAGUGAUCUGCUUGGCAAGGUGUCUACGAUUCUCGACAACUUCAUUGUUAUGCAAACUGGCAAAGAGAAGCAUGCAUUGGAGGAAGUACGACCAGUCGGUAGCCAUAAAUUGGGUGUAAAUGUCGCUGGCGAAAAGGAGAUCGAGAUUGUGGUCAUCUUCAAACAGUGGCCAACAUGUGAGGAUGUCCAGACGAUAGCAGAGCACGUUAAAACAGAACUCAUCCAGACCGCACCUGGCCUGGAACUAUCAAUAACUGAAUCAGGUUUUACCUUGUCAUUGAAUGGAACAAAAUGUGUGUGUCAUGCCGCUACCCUGCCCGACAGCUGGACUGAGCCCAACUUCCCUGGGCAAGUGAAAAUGCAGGCGAUCGAGUUUGGCCUUGCCCAAAUCCGUCACACUAGAUGGUUUGAAGACAACGUUAGCCAUACAAGCACAAGAAUGCUAUGUCGCAUCUUGACAGACAUUGCGAAGCGCUUCACUGGUUUCCGGCAGUUGACCCCGUGGAUGGUUCAGCUUUUGGCCCACCAGUCGUCGAUGGUGCCUGGGCAGAGAGACGCACUUCCCAUUGCAGACUCGUUGCGGCGAAGCUUGCAGUUCCUGGCCAGCGGUUUCUUUCUAGCUAAGAACCUUGGUAUUGUCGACCCCUGUGAGCCGAACUGUUACCGAGUGCAUCAGCACCUUGAAAACAAUCGUCAGGAUGUACUUUGCUGUGCAGCACAGACAUUGCUCAGGUGGUUGAGUCACGGUGCCGAGAAGCAAGUCUUGGGAUUGGGAGUCAGCAAAGCAGCAGACAUCAGCAUGACCGUGAAAUGCCGUGGAGUGAUUGUUGAACCUUCUAGAACUGUUGCUGAAGCAGGAGGGACAAAUACUAGCAGUGAAAAGGCUGGAGAUGAAGCAGCACCAGCACCAGCAAUAGCAGUACCCGCAGCAGCGAAGGCGUAAUUCAAGUUCUUCAUUUUUCUCUCCGACACUCGCUUCCCACACAUUAGCUGUAACCAGGCUCCGUGCAUGCCAGCUCUACCACUUGUACAGAUUCCCUGUCCCUAUAUUAGGAUCGUCAGUAAUGUCACCGAGUUUUUGAGAGGAACAAGUGAGCAGAUUGCCAGCACGGAAUUAUAGCAGGUCCGAUGUGAAUGCAUUACCCUCUGUGGUAGUGGGUCGGUGCAUGCAUUUUUAUACAAAGUCCCCCGUUACUGGAGGUUUCAGCUGUGCUGUCAUCUGUACUUGCCCUUGCCCUCUUCUCUGAUCCGAUUUGUGUGCUGGUACCCGAUUGUGUGCGUGCGUGUGUCGUGUCAGUAUGGUGCAUUCAACUUUCCUUCUGUACAUAGUACUGAUUUAUAUUAACUUGUGUUGUAGGUGUGUGUGUGUGUGUGUGUGUUUUUCGUAUAUCUUUUAUUGCCCGAUGCCCGUUCUUAUUCUUUCGCUUUUACUCCGUCAUUGCUGCGUGAUGCAUGGCAUUGCAGUGCUGCUACAUGUAGUAGUACACGAGAAUAAGAUCACUCUGCUUUCAGGA